This is a messenger RNA of Pseudopodoces humilis (Tibetan ground-tit), 2149 nucleotides long. It is a transcript of the gene CMTM7, whose product is annotated as CKLF like MARVEL transmembrane domain containing 7. The record is from RefSeq and is a predicted model, not a curated record. Gene Ontology annotation, cellular component: membrane. NCBI's taxonomy places the organism in Eukaryota, Metazoa, Chordata, Aves, Passeriformes, Paridae.
CAGCGGCGAGGGCAGCACGGACGCAGCCAUGUCGCACGGGGCUCGAGUGAUCCGCACCGGGGUGAGCAGCGGGGGCCCCGCCGCCCCGCCGCCCGUCACCGUCGCCUCCUCCUCGGCGGGCUCGGACGCGGAGCUCAUGGACGGCGGCUAUUUCCGCUCCUGCGCCGGCAUGCUGAAGGUGGCCCAGAUGAUCUCACUGCUGAUUGGAUUCAUCAGCGUAAAUAACUCUCCAUGGACAGAUUACAGUGCAUACAGCUUCUUUCAGAUUGUCACCAUGUGCGACUUGGUUAUGAUUUUGUUCUUCUACAUCAUGCACAUUUUCAGAGUCUACAGGAAGCUGACUUGUGUUAGCUGGCCACUUGCGGAGUUUCUUCAUUAUUUAAUUGGUACAAUUCUGCUUCUCAUUGGAUCAAUUGUAGCAGCAGCUAAGAGUUACAAUAUAACUGGACUUGUGGCUGGAGCGACUUUCGGGUUCCUGGCUACAAUACUUUGUGUUAUAAGCAUGUGGUCAUCCUACAAGGUUUCGUGCAUCACACAGUCAACAAAUGCAUCUGUGUGACUCCAUCACCUGUGCAAGACGUCUGCUUACCUUACCAAACAGGAUACCAAAGAGGAGUGUUCACUACUGAGGAGAGAGCCGUGGGUAUUUUGUUACUAGCCUGGACAAGCUGGUAGCUUUGGAAGAUCUACUUGAAUGCCUAUGCAAAACGAUGUUGUGAACCAAAGUUUUUUUGCUCCCCCCACCUCCCCACACCCAAAGGAGUUUAUAAUGGAGAACCUGCUUGUUUUGGAGAAAGACAACUUCUGUCUCUCAAGCUGGGCUGUGGGGCUAUUUCCAGCUAUUUGCAAUAAGUGUAUUUAAAACUCAUUUGGACAGUCAUUUGGUUCUCCUUUCAGAAGGAUGGAAAAAAUUCCUUCUGAUUUCCUCCAUCUGUUUACAUGAGGGGAAUCCUGCAAAUUCCUACCUGAUUCUUAACUUCCAAGGAUUAUAUGUUUAACAAAGGAACAGUUACAAACUAAUUUGUGCCUGGAUAAGCUGACCCAAGCCUUUGUUACCUCUUUCCAUCAGAACUGUGGACUUUUUCUAACAUCAACUCAGCCAGCAUCAAAAGUUAUGAACUGCAACUUGAAAACAUCACUGCAAACACUUCCUCCUAGCCCCAACAGCACACGAUGAAAUCAGGGAUUUUCUCCAUGCAUUUUUAGCAAUCAAAGAUUAUUUGUAAAAAAUUCCCUUGCCAAAUACAGGAAAAUAUGUACCCAAGAAUAUACAUUUAAUAUUUUAUGGGGUCUUUUUUUUCUCCUUUUCAUAGAAAGACCACUUCUGUAGAAAAUUUCUAUGCAUUUGCUAUAAGUUAUUUGCUUUGUAAUCUAACAGUGUUUAUGGAAAGCCCAUUGUGAAUGGAACAAUGCGCUUCUUUCUCUCUCUUACAUGUGGUUUUGUCACUUCCUCUGCCUCAGCUGGAAUCUGUGCUCCUGGGGACUCUGCCCAGAGCCUGGGCAGACAGAACAGUUCAGUUUUAUCCAGCCUGGUAUCAUCAUUAAAUUCUAUGUAACUUCAGUGCUGAGACAAUGCCUUCUUGGCACCUUUGUCUUUCCUUUUGCAGUCCAUCUCUGGUGAGCUGGGAAUUCUUUGCAGGAAAAAAGGAAGCAUGGGCUUUUACUCCUCCUCCUUGGUGCUUCUCCUUUCAUGUCUAGCUGGGAAGUAGAACUUGGAUUAUUCUGUCAAGAUCGCUGCAUGAUGGUGCAGCAGAAGUUGCAUUUAUACAGUUUACCAGGGACACUCUGAAGAAAAAGGCAUUUUCUGGCCUGCUGUAUAUUUUUCUAUUUGUCUGAAAUUCUGCAUCAAUAUUGCCAAGUAAUUUAAUGGUUUUCUCAGAAAAUUCCUUUUGUGCCUCAGGGCAGGUCAACAUAUAUUGCUAUUUGUUGCCACCUUUUCUUUUUUUUUUUUUCCCUAUCCUUAUAUAUGUACCUUUACUUAGAAUUUAUUUUUAACUCUGGUAAUUGGCCAGCUGCUAAAGUGUCAAAAAUUUUGAGUAAGUAAAUGAAAAUAACUGAGCAGAUAACUUGAAGAGGUAAGAAUCCCCCUCCUCGUGGUGCAGUUUCCGUGAUUCUUUUUUGUAUUCCUUUUCAAAAGUGCCCUAUUUAG